Messenger RNA from Chironomus riparius, 1128 nucleotides. Lineage: Eukaryota; Metazoa; Arthropoda; Insecta; Diptera; Chironomidae. The record is from the annotation of a GenBank genome assembly.
AUGUUCGCAUCAAUAAGACGGACAAUAGGCAUACAAAUAAGAAAUUAUGUGAAGAAACCUUCGCCAGUAGCUUUAAAAAGCUUAAAAUCAAAAUCAUCUCGAGAAACUUCUCAAUUUUUUAUGGAUUCAAGGCCAGUAAGAGUAAUAGCUGGGAAAGGAGGUGAUGGAUGCAGUUCAUUUUUAAGAUCAUUCGCAAAUGAUAGAGCUGGGCCAGAUGGUGGUGAUGGAGGAAAUGGGGCUCAUGUUAUAUUUCAAGCAUGCAAUAAUACUUCAGAUUUUAAGCAUUUGACAUCAAUAAUAACAGGAUCAGAUGGAGAGAAAGGAAUGAAUAAAGACUGUCAUGGAAAAACCUCAGAUCAUAAAGUUGUUAAAGUGCCAUUAGGGACGAUAAUUAAGAAUAAAAGUGGACAAAUUGUUGGAGAUUUAAAUGAAAAGGAUAUGAUGUUUAUAGCAGCUAGAGGUGGUGCUGGUGGACGAGGAAAUAAAUUUUUCUGUACAGAUGAUCAACAAGCUCCAGAAAUAUGUGAAUAUGGUGCAAAAGGCGAGGACAUAAGCUAUCAUUUAGAAAUUAGAAGCAUGGCUGAUGUUGGCUUUAUUGGACUUCCAAAUGCUGGUAAAUCGACACUUUUAAGAGCAAUAACACGAGCGAAACCAAAAGUAGCACCAUAUGCGUUCACAACACUAAGACCGAAUAUUGGAAUUAUCCCGUACAGUGAUUAUGAGCAAAUUGGAGUUGCUGACUUGCCCGGAUUAAUUGAAGGAUCUGCUGAAAAUCGUGGAUUAGGCAUUCAAUUUCUUAAGCAUGCUGAACGCUGUAACACACUUUUAUUCGUUGUAGAUGUAUCUAAUCCUGAGCCUUGGAAUGACUACUUCAUGCUAAUCAAUGAAAUUAAAAAAUUCAGUAAGGAACUAGUCAAUAGAAAGCAAAUCAUUGUAGCCAAUAAAAUAGACCUUCCAGAAUCUGAAGAAAAUAUCGAGCUUUUUAGGGAAAAACUUAAGGACAUCCCAAUAAUCCCAAUUAGUGCUAAAACUGGAAAAAACAUCACAGAACUGCUGCAAGUAAUAAGGAAAAUGUAUGAUGAGCAGAAGGAAAUUGAGAACAAGAAGAAGGCUGAAAUGAAUAAUUAA